Lemur catta (Ring-tailed lemur) is the source of this 3637-nucleotide messenger RNA. RefSeq names its product ubiquitin specific peptidase like 1 (gene USPL1). Gene Ontology annotation, cellular component: Cajal body. The coding region runs from base 187 to 3456 and encodes 1089 amino acids. NCBI's taxonomy places the organism in Eukaryota, Metazoa, Chordata, Mammalia, Primates, Lemuridae. The transcript has 9 exons. The record is from RefSeq and is a predicted model, not a curated record. Gene Ontology annotation, biological process: protein desumoylation; Cajal body organization. Gene Ontology annotation, molecular function: SUMO binding.
UGGGGGAGGAGCAGUCCGGAGGUAACGUGAGUUGAACGUUGCUACUAGGUGGUGUGGCGCUCAAGCUGGAACAGGAGUUUGGAUCGACCCGGUACGAAGAAGGGGAGUCCCCGCGACAGGGUUCAUUGAAAAAUCCUUAGUGAUAUUGACAUGUUUCAAGUGACAUAAAUUAGCCAAUGACUCGGAAUGAUGGAUUCCCCGAAGAUUGGAAAUGGUUUGCCAGUGAUUGGACCAGGGACUGAUAUAGGGAUAUCUUCACUCCACAUGGUGGGGUAUUUGGGAAAAAAUUAUGAUUCAGCUAAAGUUACGUCAGAUGGGUAUUGUCCUGCUUGUAGAGAGAAGGGAAAGUUAAAAGCCUUAAAGACUUACCGAAUUAGUUUUCAAGAAUCUAUCUUUUUGUGUGAGGAUCUGCAGUGCAUCUAUCCUUUGGGCUCUAAAUCACUUAAUAACCUAAUUUCUCCUGAUUCGGAAGAGUGUCACACUCCAAGUAAGCCUCGAAAAAGAAAGAUCUUGGAAACCAGCUGUAAAGACUCACUUCUUUUAGCAAAUUCCAAAAAGACUAGAAAUCAUAUUGUUACUGACGGUGAACAAAUUUUGAACAGCAAACAUAAUGGAGAAGUAUGUGGUGCCAGCUCAUCAAAUCCAAUUAGGACAGCUGAUUGCUUGGAGCAGAGUGAGAUUUUGGAAGCUGAUAUUGUUGACGUGGCUACUGAAAAAGAUCCUCCUACAAUUGGUGUCUCUGGAACUGGGGGAAUUUCCCCUCAAAAUGAAGGAUACACAUCUGAACUGGACAUGCCGUUGGAGAGCAACUGUACAUCAUUUCGCCAGACUUUAUGUGUCCAGUGGAAAAAUGCUUAUGCUCUCUGUUGGUUAGACUGUAUCCUCUCAGCUUUGGUGCACUCAGAAAGGUUAAAGAACACUGUGACUGAACUGUGCUCUAAGGAGGAAUCCGUAUUCUGGCAGCUGUUCACAAAAUAUAAUCAAGCAAAUAAGCUUUUGUGUGAGAAUCAGUUGGAUGGAGUUAACGAUGGAGAUUGUAAAAAACUUGCUUCAGAAAUAUAUGCAGAGAUAGAGACCUGUCUGAAUGAAGUCAGAGAUAAAAUUUUUGUUAGACUUCAGCCCCAGCUUAGAUGCGAAUUAGGUGAUAUGGAAAGCCCUGUGUUUGCAUUUCCCCUGCUCUUAAAAAUAGAACCUCACAUUGAAAAGCUCUUCCUAUUUUCUUUUUCUUGGGACUUUGAAUGUUCACAGUGUGGACACCAAUAUCAAAACAGGUUUACGAAGAGUCUGGUCACCUUUACAAAUGUCAUCCCUGAGUGGCACCCACUUAAUGCUGCCCAUUUCGGUCCAUGUAACAGUUGCAACGAUAAAUCACAAAUAAGAAAAAUGGUAUUGGAAAAAGUAUCUCCCUUAUUCAUGUUGCACUUCGUAGAAGGCUUACCGCACAAUGACCUGCAGCGCUACGCGUUUCAUUUUGAAGGCUGUCUUUAUCAAAUAACUUCUGUAAUUCAGUACGAAGCAAAUAAUCAUUUUAUAACUUGGAGUUUAGAUGCCGAUGGAAGUUGGCUGGAAUGUGAUGACUUAAAAGGCCCAUGUUCUGAAAGGCAUGAGAACUUUGAAGUUCCUGCUUCAGAGAUACAUAUUGUUAUUUGGGAAAGAAAAACGUCUCAAGUGACAGAUAAAGAAGCUGCUUGCCUCCUGCUUAAAAAGACUAAUGAUCAACAUGAUUUUGGUAAUGAGAAACCAGAAUCUCCAGCUUUGUGUUCUAUGGGUGAUGCUGCCUCAGCUGAAACAGCCCCAGUAACUCACCCUGCAGAUAUGGCAGUUGCUCCUCAUGCUCAUCCACAGGCUGAAGCUGGAGUUUGUGGAGAUCAUUUACUUUCAGGUCCAAAAGGUUUGGUUGACAGUACUAUUUUACCCUUGACACUUGAAGAAACUGUCCAGCAUACUGCCUCAGUUUUUCAAUUUAACUCUGAAGCUUUCCUGUUAGCAAGUAAACCUGUGGUAGAAAAUACAGGAAUUGUCAAAACAAAUACUUCUCAGUCACAAGAAUCACUAAUGCCUUCUUCAGUAUCAGCUCCAUGUAAAGAAAAUCUUAUCCAAGACCAAUUAGUAGAUCCAGACUUUCCAUCUCAAGUUGUAAAUACAAACAUUCAAUCAGUACAGCUGAAUGUAGAAGAUACUCUAAGUACUAAACCUGUGAAUAAUACUCACACUGCUGGUCUUACACAGGGAGUGAAUUCAGUAGAAAUUGAGAAGGACGCUCAUUUAAAACAAUUGCUUACACCAAAAACUGAGACAAUAAAACCAGAACAAGUUAUAUCUCAAGUAUCUCAUUUGAAGAAAACAGAAACUGCAGCAGAUUCUCUAACCGUGACAGCUAACUCCUUACAGAAUCAGUCUGUGAAAGAAAAUCAGAAGAAACCAUUUGUGGGAAGUUGGGUUAAAGGCUUAUUAAGCAGAGGUGCUUCUUUCAUGCCACCUUGUGUUUCAGCUCAUAAUAGAAACACUCUAACUGAUUUGCAGCCUUCAGUUAAAGGGGCCAAUAAUUUUGGUGGCUUUAAAACUAAAGGAAUAAAGCAGAAGGCUAGCCGGGUGUCCAGGAAAGCUCAUAGGGGUGCAAGUAAGCCUCCUCCAGUGAGUGAGCCUCCACCGGCUGCUCCGCCGUCAGGCAGCACCACUGCUCAGCCACACGUGAGUGCCAGCGCUGCCGCAGAAGUUGGGAAGGGUGAAAAUGCCUCACCCGGAGCUCACCUCAACCACAGUUCUCAUGGAAAUGAAAAUGGUGUUUCUUCAGCAAACCAUGGAGACUCAGUUGAAGGUCAGAUUCAUAAACUUCGCCUAAAACUUCUUAAAAAACUAAAGGCAAAAAAGAGGAAAUUAGCUGCUCUUAUGUCUUCCCCCCAAAGUGAAAAACUUCCAAGUGAAAGUUUAGAACAUGUGCCCCAGGGUGGGUCUCCAAAUGACUGUGAGUCAUUAGAAGACUUGUUAAAUGAACUACAGUAUCAAAUUGACCUUGCAGAUAAGAAGUCUGGAUGCACCACUGGUUCUGGUGUUUCUCCGUACAAUAGUCAAACUCACGAAGAAAUUUUAGCAGAAUUAUUAUCUCCUACGUCUGUUGUUUCAGCAGAACUCUCAGAAAAUGGGGAAGCUGACUUUAGAUAUUUGGAAAUGGGAGAUAACCAUACACCCGCUCCAGUACCUGGUGAAUUAAAUGAUAUUUCCCAGAACACAUAUGUGGGACAGGACCAUAAUUAUUGCAGCCCCACCAAGAAAAAUGCAUGUGAAGGUCAACCAAACUCCCUAACAAAUAAUGCCUGCGUUAGAACGUUAAACUUGGAGAGUCCCAUGAAGACUGAUAUUUUUGAUGAGUUUUUUUCCACCUCAGCAUUAAAUUCUUUAGCAAGUGACACGUUUGACUUACCUCAUUUUGAUGAAUAUCUGUUUGAGAAUUAUUGAAUGCUUAUUAACUCUUUAAUAUUUAUUAUUGCUCUUAGAAAAACUGUGUUUUCAGGUAAUGUUUAUACACUGGCUUUGUGUUAGUAGCCAUGAACAAAAUGUAAGCAACUGAAGGUUUUACCUUUGGUUGUGCCCAUGAAGCAUGUAAUUUGUUUUAUAAAUUAAAAUAAUCAGGAAUGUG